Iphiclides podalirius (scarce swallowtail) is the source of this 228-nucleotide messenger RNA. NCBI's taxonomy places the organism in Eukaryota, Metazoa, Arthropoda, Insecta, Lepidoptera, Papilionidae. The record is from the annotation of a GenBank genome assembly.
AUGGCGCCCGCGACCCAGGACUCCGCUAAUUGUUAUUAUUGUUUGGCAACUGGCGUCGGUAUUCCAGGAUCGCGGUGCGCGAAUCGCCACACACGCGAGUUAUGUGACGCCGGGAAUGUCGGCUAUGCGGCACCGGCCCUGAUUACGUUGUUCGGAUUGCCCGAUUGUCUCCGUCGCGACGACGGCCCAGCGGAUGAGAAGCGGGUAGCUGCGGGUUCGAAACCGGCG